Megalops cyprinoides (Indo-Pacific tarpon) is the source of this 2259-nucleotide messenger RNA. RefSeq names its product von Willebrand factor A domain-containing protein 1-like. The record is from RefSeq and is a predicted model, not a curated record. Lineage: Eukaryota; Metazoa; Chordata; Actinopteri; Elopiformes; Megalopidae. Bases 531 to 2099 code for a protein of 522 amino acids. The transcript has 6 exons. Gene Ontology annotation, molecular function: protein binding.
AGUACAGAGGCUCCCUUGUUAGUUUUGUUCACGUCGAAUCAACACAAAUCCGAAGGAAACUGAUAGCCUUGGAGAGAGGCUCUCCGAAGCGGACGCAGUGCGUGAGACGCAGAGGGGAGAGGACUUUGCGAGUUGGCUGCAGACGCUACAGGUGUUUGUUAACUUCGUCAGAUAAAAAGUGGGAGGAGAGGGUCGAUAUCCAGAGAGGGAAAAAAAGACAGUGAAAAGAAAAGUAAUUUAAACGGAAACAGAACAAAAGGGACACAUCAAGUGUCAAAGGACCGAAGGGUGGGACGGCUAGUUUGUCAGAUGGUUUAAAAGGGAAAGGAAGACGCCAGAUCUUCCUGGAAGUUCAGACUGCGCGAAGUCGCGGGUCUGCAGGGAAUGUCGGGGGAGCGAACUUCACUGGAGUGAAGACACGGACAAUGCAAUGGAUACCCACUAGGACUAAUCUCGUCGUGUGCGUACUGCUCUCCAAAAGUCUUCUUCCCAGUCCCGUGAUUAGUCAAGCAUAUAACCACUAACUUCUAAUGGAGCGCUGGAUUGCACUCACCUUUAUGCUGGUCGGUGUGUUGCCGAGGCCGACCGAUACUCAAAACACCAUACCUGAAACAGUGUUGAACUGCUGCGAAGGGGACGUCCUGUUCCUCCUGGACUCGUCGGGCAGCGUCUCGUCCUUCGAGUUCCACCGCAUGCUCAGGUUCCUGUCCGAGCUGCUGCGGCCCUUCUCCCUGGGGCCCGGCCAGGUGAGGGUGGGGCUGCUGCAGGUGGGAACGGAGCCGCGCCUGGAGUUCGGGUUCGGGGCCCACAGCACUCAGAGGAGCCUGCAGGGGGCGCUGCAGGCGACCGUGCAGCUGCAGGGGGACACCAACACCGCGGCCGCUCUGAGGCUGGCCCAGGAGCAGGUGCUGGUGCCGGGCGGGCCCGGCGGCGCCAGGGCGGGGCUCCCCAGGGUGCUCGUGUGGCUGACCGACGGGGUGCAGCCCGGCGCAGUGGAGGGGCCCAUGGCUGACCUCCGGGAAGAGGGCGUGGCCGUCCUGGCGGUCUCCACGGGGCACGCAAACUAUCAGGUGCUCCGGCGGGUGGUGACCCCACCCUCUGACUCUCACCUGUACUUUGUGGACAUCGAAGACAUUAGCCUCAUCACCAAGGAUCUGAGGGAUGCUAUCAUCGAGCUGAUCCGGGCGGAGCGGCUGCAGGUGCGAGACGUGACCUCCAACAGCGCGGUCCUCCAGUGGCGGCCCGUCCUGAGCGGGGGCACGGGCUACUACGAUAUUCGGUACGGCCCGCAUGCGACGGGAGGGGGAGGAGGAGGGGGAGGAGGAGGGCACGGCACCAGCACCAGCACCAGCGGCGGUCACUUCGGCCGGAUCACCCGCCCGGGCGACGCCACCUCGGCCGUCCUGAGGAGCCUGCAGCAGGACACCACGUACACGGCCACGCUCACGCCAGAGUCCAACGUGGACUUCCUGAAGCCGCUGUCCGUCACCUUCAGGACUCUGCCCGAGGUGCUGAGCCCCACGGUAGUCACGGUAUCAGAGUCGAGGACUAACAGCGUGAGAGUCAGCUGGGGGCCCCUGCAGCCGAAUUCGGUGCAGAGGUACCAGGUCGAGUACAGCCCUCUGCCGAGGGGGGAGGUUCAGAUCGUCACGGCGGAUCCGUACAAGAACUCCACGCUCCUCACCCAACUGCGGCCCGACACGCAGUACCUGGUCACCGUCAGCGCACUGCACUCCUCUGGCCAGGAGAGGGCGAUGUCCGUCAAGGUGUGCACUCAAGAAGAGCUCCCCGCCCUGAAGGAUCUGGAGCUGACGACAGUCGGAAGCGACUCCGUCCAGGUCCGUUGGAGGGGUGGCGGUGCGGAGAGUUUACGGGGUUACUGGGUGAGCUGGGAGGGGGGCGGUGGCUCCUCAGGCCACACCUCCUCCCUCUACCUGCCCCCCAGCUCCCUCUCCACGCUGCUCACCCACCUGGCCCCCGGCAGCCGCGUCUGCGUGUCGCCCGUAUACAGAACAGCGCGCGGGGAAGGACUCUGCUGCACCGCGCACACUUACGCAGCAGCCGAACCCUGGGGCCAUGGAUUAUACAGCUAUGCUUGACCGCACUGAAGCCGGUCUGCUGGAGGCGCCGUAGGAUAGUGAGCAGGCGGAGGAGGGGAGACCAGGGGAAACUGAAAUCGAACUAGAAGAUGGGCCUCCCUCUCCUCACUGCAGAACACGCACCCCCACACCCACCUCUACCGUCACCUCAUCACCCCCC